GCAUCCUGCUUUUUAGCCCUAGCCGUGAACUCUAACCCUCCUGCUUUUGGCCUCUACCCAAACAUGUCACACUUCCUGGCGUGAGUAAGAUAUCUUGCUGUGAAACUUCAGCCUCAGCCAGACUAAUUGCCACUGGGACUGACUUUGUGGAAGCUGCUGCAGGGGCUCCCAGACUCUCCUCUCCAGCAAUGAAUGCGAAAGCCCUCCUCGUCCUCCUUGUGCUUGCUUUGGUUACUAUUCUUGCCUUAGUGUGUAUGCUGCUGGCCAGGAAGGACGAGUUUGCUCCCUGUGGUGCCAACUCAGAAGCUUCCCUGAAAAGGCAACACAAUGACCAGAGUUUGGUCUUUGCUGACCUGUCAGCAGAAGAGAUGGUCCUAGUGAGGAAGUAUCUACAGUCCCAUCUGAAGGUGCCGCUGGUGGAUGCUUAUCAUGCUGAUCCUUCUCAUAACAACAUUUACUACUUGGAUGUUGAGAUUCCUCCCAAAGAAGAGGUGCUUAAAUUCCUUGACCACAAUGGACCAUGUCCCCCUCGGGAGGCCCUGGCCGUGGUAUACUUUGGAAACCAGACAGUUCCAAAUGUCACUGAGUAUGUGGUGGGCCCACUCCCGAGGCCAGCAUAUCAUCGGGAUGUGACAAUGCAAAAAUAUGGACAGACACUCUUCUAUCACAAGAGACCUGUAAUUGGCAAUGAAUAUGAGCAAAUGCAUGAUGUCGUCUUGGAAAAAUUUCUUGAAGCACCCACUUUCCUGAAGCAAGUAUUUGGGCACAAUGGAAGCGAUUUUGCAGGCCUCACAUCAGCCCCUCGGGGCUUCCAGUCCGGAGAUCGGAUAACCUGGAUUGCCUUGUUUCAGAAUGUGAGAGGUUACUUCCUGCAUCCAGUGGGAAUGGAGGUGCUACUAGACCACAGCAGUCUGAAUGUCUCGCACUGGGAUGUGACAAAGGUGUUCUACAAUGGCCAGUAUUAUAAUGGCUUGGCAGAGCUGGAAAGAAAAUUCAAAGACAAGCAUGUCCUGGUGGCCAAUGUAAAGCCAGUCACGCCCGACGGAGCAUUUUCCUCAAUGUAUCCAAGGGCUGCCUCUCUGGGAACUGGUCCUUUACACUACGAACCUUGUGGGAAGCGCUAUAGUAUGAAAAACAACCAAGUUGUUUCCCCGUUGUGGCGUUUUGCCUAUAGGAUGGAUGUGAACAGAGGACCACAAAUCUAUGAUAUCAGAUUUAGGAGCCAAAGGAUUGCAUACGAACUGAGUGUCCAGGAUGCCAUGUCUGUCUAUGGCUCCAAUAACCCAGGUGGGAUGCUUACCCGAUAUAUGGAUGAAAGUUUUGGAAUUGGGAGGUUCACUUACUCGCUGGUCCAGGGAGUUGAUUGUCCUUAUUCUGCCACCUAUCUUGAUGCUGUUUAUUUCAUUGAGAACUGGGAACCGGAGGUGCAGAAGAACUCCGUCUGUGUUUUUGAGCAGAAUGUAGAUGUUCCCUUUCGACGUCAUUUCUCCAACCUUCAGUCCCUCUACUAUGGAGGUUUGCCUGCCACUGCUCUUGUUUUGCGUUCUGUGGCUACCAUGGGCAACUAUGACUAUGUCUGGGACUUUAUUUUCCAUCCAAAUGGUGCCAUUGAAAGCAAAGUCCGAGCCACUGGCUAUAUCACCUCAGCAUUCCUCUACGGUGAUGGGUUGAAGUAUGGGAACAGAGUUGCAGAUCACACCCUUGGAACAAUCCACACUCAUUUUAUCAACUACAAGGUGGACUUAGAUGUGGGAGGUGUGAAAAAUUCCUUAUUAGCCAAUGACAUGGCUUUUGAAACCAUGAAGGCCCCUUGGAGUCCAGAAAAUGAGAUCUACCGGAUGAAAAUGGUGAAAAAGGUACUGGAUACUGAGGACAAAGCAGCUUUCCGCCUCCAUGAUAACAUGCCAAGAUACAUAUAUUUUGCAUCAAAGGACACUAACAAAUGGGGGCAUAAGCGUGGCUAUCGAAUCCAGUUAAUCAGCUUUGCUGGGGAUCACUUACCAGAGACAGAUGCAAUGGAGAAAUCGAUUAGUUGGGGCAGGUACAAGCUGGCCGUCACAAAGCGAAAGGAGAAUGAACCCUUCAGUACCAGCAUCUAUAACCAGAAUGACCCAUGGACACCUUCAGUUGCCUUUUCUGACUUCAUAAACAAUGAGACCAUUGUUGAUGAGGACCUGGUUGCCUGGAUCACUACCGGUUUCCUGCAUAUUCCACACGCUGAAGAUAUCCCCAACACUGUGACACUUGGGAAUGCUGUUGGCUUCCUUCUAAGACCUUACAACUAUUUUGAUGAGGACCCUUCUAUCCAUUCCCCUGAUGGGGUGUUCUUCACCAGUGAGCAGGACUUCACAUCCUGUGAUGUCAACCGCCUUGCAUGUCUGCCAAAAACAGCAGCAUGUGUGCCCAAACUUCAGCCUUUUACAUAUGAGGGCUUCCAAAACCUGACAAGACUCUGAGGACUUCUGGACUUUGGAUGAAUGGCGAUGUCUGGAGUGAGAGGAGUGGGAGAAAUAGCUCAGCCUGACAUCUAUGUAUAACAAGGACAGUUAAUCCUGAGAUCUUUCUCUUCGAUCUUUUUUAACCCCAAUUUUAAGCUUGGCUUGCUUACAUUGUGCACAAUUUUGAACUGGUAAAAUAUUUGCAAUUUUUCCUUCUCCACACUUUAAGUGAACACCAUGAUCCACACUAGUCUACUUCUAAAUAUUCAUAUUUGUUUUGCUGUUUGGAGAACUUAAUGGGUAUAUGGGGUGAUAACUUUGGCCCUCCAUAUAUAGUUGGUCAGUUGUUUUUGGCCUACAACUGUUAUCAGACAUAACCAAUUUAGCCAAUGGUGGAGGAUUAUGAGAAUUACAGGACAAAAAUAUCUGGAGUGCCAAAGUUGCUCAUCCUGGAUCCUCACUAUAGAUUGAUUGACUAAAUAUUCAUUUUUUUUCUUUAAAGAGAACCCUGUGAAUUAUAAUUUUCUAAAGUGGGUUAGAGAUAUUUAGCAAUGAAUUAUCAACAUCAUCACUAAAUUAAAAUUCACAGCAUUCUUGAUUAUUAAA
Messenger RNA from Sceloporus undulatus (fence lizard), 3044 nucleotides. Its product is annotated as membrane primary amine oxidase-like. The coding region runs from base 189 to 2456 and encodes 755 amino acids. NCBI's taxonomy places the organism in Eukaryota, Metazoa, Chordata, Lepidosauria, Squamata, Phrynosomatidae. The transcript has 4 exons. Gene Ontology annotation, cellular component: plasma membrane. Gene Ontology annotation, molecular function: primary methylamine oxidase activity; quinone binding; copper ion binding. Gene Ontology annotation, biological process: amine metabolic process. The record is from RefSeq and is a predicted model, not a curated record.